Mytilinidion resinicola is the source of this 2188-nucleotide messenger RNA. RefSeq lists its product as uncharacterized. The coding region runs from base 284 to 2188 and encodes 634 amino acids. The transcript is spliced from 4 exons. Lineage: Eukaryota; Fungi; Ascomycota; Dothideomycetes; Mytilinidiales; Mytilinidiaceae. Gene Ontology annotation, biological process: spindle pole body localization; nuclear pore organization. Gene Ontology annotation, molecular function: spindle pole body-nuclear membrane anchor activity. The record is from RefSeq and is a predicted model, not a curated record. Gene Ontology annotation, cellular component: nuclear pore transmembrane ring; spindle pole body.
ACAGCUCCAAUCCUUCACUUCUCACGCCACUUUCUUUGUUUCACCUUGUACCAUUCACUAGUCACUCUCUUUCGCACUGUUCCGACGCCGCUUGAAGUGUUCCAAUCCACUUUCCGUAAUCCGAAGCCCAAAUUUGUGAAAGGCCUGGUAUUUUGACUGGCUACCUCAGGCGGAGGGAGACGGUGUUUACAAUUGUCGCUUUCACAACCUGCCAUGCUAGUCUAAGUGCGCCCUCCUCUAACUUCGACUCCAGCGCGCCAAGCGGCUCCUCCACCCUACGACCAUGGCGCCCACCAAACCGCGGUAUCGCGACUUCUUAACGCCUGCGCUACAUCGAAGAUUCACGAGCGCUAGCUUAUAUACCCUGGGUACAUGCUAUUCUAUUGCUGUGUGGAUGGGCCAAGGGAGCUUCGUAUGGAAAUGGUUGCCCGUAGGCCCUGCCGGAAUACGGACCCUCCUGCUGUUUAUAUCAGCAUUGGCUAUCUACAUAUUGCGAGUGUCACAGAUGCAUAUCGGCGAGCGAACAACAACCGUCCCCUACGAAACCUUGACGAAAUACCUCUUCCGAUGGCACACCCUGCAGACGCUGGCCUUCUACAUAUUCUCGGCGUGGUGGUUCAGCGAGGUCUUCAUCUACUCGCAACCUACCGAAUCGAAGUUGGGAUGGAUAGAUGCUGGAAAGUAUCACGAGCGCAUCCGCCUCAAUGAACGACCCAUCUACCUUCGUUUCCUAUUCCUCUGCCUCGCCGUGGCUCAAUCCUCAAUCCACCUCUUCGCAGAUUACGACCGAAUUGCCUUUCCAGUUCUGAAGGUGCGCAAGGGGCCAUCAGGUCAGAAUACCAGUCCUGUGGUACCGGCAGCGACACAGCUGAAGAGUGGCUGGAUUGUAUCGCUGAAUGUGACUGUGAUGACUACAGUCGUUACCCUUUUCGGGGGCAGCUUUCUCUACUUCGUCUUCCUCCGGCUCACGCUAUGGGAUUGGUACUUUUCCGUCGCCAGACAUCUUUUCAACCUUGGGAGGACUGGUAAACCUGGCGGAGUCAAUUUCCCCACUAUCUGGUGGAGUUUCGUUACCCAAGGCUUCUUCCUCGUCAACUUGUGGCGCUUUACCAACAGGGCAUUCGAUGCAUAUGUUGGCCAAGAGCCGCUCAAGAAUGGAAAGCCAAUAACGGACGACUCAAAGGAUCCGAACGGGAGUCUCCUGAGCGGCUUAAAGGCCAAGAAGGAAGUGCCGCGGAAUGUUGCUUUUUGGGAGCUGGUCCUGAUCACAACCCGCUUCGACAACCGCCGCAAGACGAUCUACCAGGAACUUGGACGUGACAACAAAGAGGAUUCGACUUGGAGCAAGAUUCGGAAUGUAUGUCUCGCCGAGAUAAAGGGGAUCGGUGAACGUAUCGAGGCAGUCCAAUCGCCCAAAGCCGAUCCGGAUACAGUCGCAGCACCGCCAGUCGUCGAUCUCGUCCCUCGCAUCUCACAACCUCUCAAGGAAGACCAGAUCGUGACCCGCACCCCACCCAAGGGUACUAGGGGCAGUCUCGAAAAGAUCGCUAGCGACCUCGUGAAGACCAAGUCUCCCCGGCCCGGAUCCAGCCCGCGCGCCGUGAAACUUCUGGACUUUGGAAGCAGCCUGAUGGCCAAGUCAGGAAUGACACCAUCCAACCACCCGGCCGUAAAAGAGAGGGCGUCAGACUUGGUCAACAACUUCAUCCACUCACCUGCCGGUAUCCCAUUCAGGCAUUCUUUCAUCCGUACUGUUACAGUCGUAGUGGCUGGAACGCCAUUUAGCCAUGCAGGGCCAAUUGCAGAUGCCGCCACUGCCUUGGCUGGGCUUGUAGCGUGUAGUCUAAAAGAGGACACAUAUGGGCGGGUGCAGAAGGACGUUCCUGACAUCAUCAGGGCAUUCGUAGCAGCGAUCAAACAGAUUGAUGCUUUUGUGACGAGCCUGAACGUUCAUUGGACGGACAUCGAUUAUGUGGGGAUGAGUGUCGCUCAGAAGAAGGAUUUGGUUAUGGGGAAGAUCGACUAUGAGAAGAAGGAUGCUCCAGAAGUGAAAGAGGUCGUGGAAGCUUUGCGGGAUGGUCUCGAGAAGAUCCUCCUUGCUUGGGUCGAAUUCCUAGACACAUGCGGUCUGACAAAGGCGGAGGUCCGUGAAGCAAAAUUACUGGCUGGGGGAGAGCGGGGGAGGUGA